Molecule: messenger RNA, 1272 nt
Organism: Triticum dicoccoides
Lineage: Eukaryota; Viridiplantae; Streptophyta; Magnoliopsida; Poales; Poaceae
Product: sulfate transporter 4.1, chloroplastic-like
Exons: 5
Coding region: 8-1264 (418 amino acids)
Biological process (GO): sulfate transmembrane transport
Cellular component (GO): membrane
Molecular function (GO): secondary active sulfate transmembrane transporter activity
Source: RefSeq, a predicted model, not a curated record
UGCACACAUGCCGACAUGCUGUCCAGGUACAUCGCCGCGCCCCGCUAUCCCGUCCGGCUACAUCAACGGGCGGUCGACCGCAGAGAAUAACCAUCGCUUGAGUAGGACCGUCCGAUCGCCCCUCCCGAAUCCGGUCGUCGAUACCGCGGAGAAGCGUACAGCCACUCCCCGCUUGCUCCCCACAUCCUCGUCGGCUCGUCGCGCGUCCCCACCGGCCUCCGCCUCCGCUUCGGCUCCUCCUGCUCCUCUCCCGCCGGACUCCGGCAGCGGCGCCUUCCCCGAUCCAGCUCCCAGCCUCAGCUGCCCAGCCAUUUCCACCGCGUGCCGCGCAACCGUGGUCUCCCACCUGCCACCUGCCUUCGCAGCUGUGGCCACUGGCCGAUGUUCGCCUGAUUUGCCCCGCGCAGCGGUAUCCUCGAAUCCAAUGGAGAAGUCGUCGUUCGCGUCGGCGAGCUCGGGCGAGCUCACCGCCGCCGUUUACGGAGCAGGGAGGCCGGUGAGGGUGAUACCGCUGCGCCACCCACUGGAUGCGGCUGUGCGGGAGGCGGCCGCCUCCUCCUCCCCGUCACCGUUGUCGGCGGCGAUGGAGAGGGCGCGGGCGAUGGGGCCGUGGGAGUGGGCGGAGGCGGCUCUCCCGUGCUUGGCGUGGAUGCGGAGCUACAGAUGGAAGGACUUCCAGGCCGACCUCGCCGCCGGCAUCACUGUCGGCGUCAUGCUUGUGCCUCAGGCAAUGUCAUAUGCAAAGCUCGCUGGGCUUCACCCAAUUUAUGGGCUCUACACAGGCUUUGUCCCACUAUUUGUCUACGCGAUUUUUGGGUCCUCACGACAAUUAGCAGUAGGCCCAGUGGCACUUGUUUCUCUGCUAGUGUCCAAUGUUCUUGGGGGUAUAGUUAAUUCAUCUAGUGAGUUCUACACGGAGUUAGCCAUAUUAUUGGCAUUCAUGGUUGGAAUAUUGGAAUGCUUGAUGGGAUUGCUAAGACUCGGCUGGCUUAUUCGUUUCAUUAGCCAUUCUGUAAUAUCUGGAUUCACUACAGCUUCGGCCAUCGUAAUUGGUUUGUCCCAAAUCAAGUAUUUCUUGGGUUAUAGCGUUACAAGAAGCAGCAAAAUUAUACCACUUGUUGAGAGUAUAAUUGCUGGAAUAGAUCAGGUGGAAUUUCUUUGUCCGUGUAAACUUAUUGUUACCUCCUUGUCAACCUUCUUUUUCCUGCCUUCCUUUAGAUGCACACUGCUUAGACAAAGCAUGUUAAAUUGGCAGGUGUUAUAAUACGCAGA